Molecule: messenger RNA, 3583 nt
Organism: Schistocerca nitens (vagrant locust)
Lineage: Eukaryota; Metazoa; Arthropoda; Insecta; Orthoptera; Acrididae
Product: phosphoribosyl pyrophosphate synthase-associated protein 2
Exons: 9
Coding region: 200-1270 (356 amino acids)
Biological process (GO): 5-phosphoribose 1-diphosphate biosynthetic process; purine nucleotide biosynthetic process
Cellular component (GO): ribose phosphate diphosphokinase complex; cytoplasm
Molecular function (GO): magnesium ion binding; ribose phosphate diphosphokinase activity
Source: RefSeq, a predicted model, not a curated record
UGCGUAAUGAGGUGUUGAUUUGCGUGAUGUGUUGUAUCUCACCGGACGGAAAGUUUCAUAGCGCCGAGUGUGGUUUUACAGCGUAACAUUCACAGAGGUGAAAACAGUAUCUUUCAUACAUUUCGUAUAUCCACUGCGUCUGUGUUUUGUGUUCAUGGUAACAUUGGAACUGUAUGAAGUUGUGAUUUACCUGUAGAAAAUGAUGGACAUGCCAGCAUCAAGCGAUAUUAUGAUAAUUGGAGGGAACUCACAUCCAGAGCUUGCAAAUUUAGUCGCUAGCCGCCUAGGGGUUAAACCUGCAGGAUGUGCAGUGUACCACAAAACUAAUCGAGAGACCAUGGUGGAGAUUGGAGACUCUGUUCGAGGCAAAGACAUCUACAUUCUGCAGACGGGAACCAAGGAUGUGAACAAUAACAUAAUGGAAUUGUUGAUCAUGGCGUAUGCCUGCAAAACAUCCUCUGCAAAGAGCAUUGUUGGUGUUAUUCCUUACCUUCCAUACAGCAAGCAGUGCAAGAUGAGAAAGAGAGGAUGUAUUGUAAGCAAAUUGUUGGCUAAGAUGAUGUGCAAGUCAGGUCUCUCACAUGUCAUCACAAUGGAUUUACAUCAGAAAGAAAUUCAGGGAUUCUUUGACUGCCCUGUUGAUAACUUGCGUGCCUCACCCUUUCUUCUUCAGUAUAUACAGGAAUGUAUACCUGAUUACCGCAAUGCCGUGAUAGUGGCUCGUAAUCCUGGGUCAGCAAAGAAAGCAACAUCGUAUGCAGAACGUCUGCGACUAGGCAUUGCAGUCAUUCAUGGAGAACAGAAAGAAGCAGAAAGUGAUAUGGUGGAUGGAAGAUAUUCUCCUCCCACUGUUCCUCGAUCUCGCACAAUGGAUGUUGGUGUGGGGGUACCUGCCCAUCCGGCCAAGGAGAAGCCUCCUAUAAAUGUAGUGGGUGAUGUUGGUGGACGAAUCGCCAUCAUGGUGGAUGACAUGGUUGAUGAUGUGCAAUCAUUUGUAGCUGCUGCUGAAGUUCUGAAGGAGCGUGGGGCAUACAAAAUUUAUGUCCUUGCCACCCAUGGACUGCUUUCUUCAGAUGCACCUCGACUCAUUGAAGAUUCACCGAUAGAUGAGGUUGUGGUGACAAAUACAAUUCCACAUGAGCUACAAAAGAUGCAGUGCCACAAGAUCAAGACUGUGGAUAUUAGUGUCCUCCUCUCGGAGGCAAUUCGUCGCAUCCAUAACAAAGAAUCUAUGUCUUACUUAUUCAAGAAUGUCACACUGGAGGACUGAAUGGGCUCAUAUUUGAUGAUAUAAAGUAGGAAUAUGGAUAAUCUAUAAUAAAUUUAUAUUGGAGAGUUCGAAAUGAAGAUUUCAACAUAGCUGAAGGCAGAUAAACAAAGAGACUAUCCACAUUCAUGAAACCAGCAUACAGUUUUUAAUGUAAUUGGCAGUUUUGGUAGAAUUUCCAAAUACUGUGAAUACUGUGUUAAAUUUUAAAAUCUGGAACAUCUUUUUUUACAUAUCAAUUUUCUAGAUACCUGAGUCGGAAUAUUUCAGAUACAUGCUCAUGUAACACAGCCACUUUUUUUUUUUCCUUCUGCUUAUCUUGAACUUGGUCUGUAAGAGUACUGUUUCUAGUUAUGUUAAUGUUUAUUUCUAUUGCAUGACAAAAGUUGUUUCGUACUUAGGGGUGUGUGGUACACAAUAAAAGAGCGAACAUAAUUGUAUGUGACUGUUACUAAAUUCUUGAAUUGGUAAACAAUUUGAAGCAUGUAGUUGAUUAAAGAUGAUAACCAUUUUGCUGCAUAAGAGAAAUCUUUGCGUUUCAAGCAAAAGAGGGAUCACAAUAUCCUUUAUCAGGUUAAUGUUAAUGCUACUGAACAUCCUAAAAUAACUUCUCUCAAAUUCCAUUCUUAUGUUGCAUCGAGUUGAAUUUGAAUUGUGAAGUUUCUGUUUCUCAUUUUUUUAAAUUUUUUGUACUCUGUUAAACAAUAUUUCUGUAAAUUAUUUUACAUUUUUUCAUAUGUGUUUGCUGCAUUUAGAAACAUAAUGUCUAUCAAAUGGAAAAAAGCAUCUUUGCUUUUCUGUGUGUCAUUAGUUUAUAAAGACUCAUGAAUUACUGAACACUGCUAAAAUCACAAAGCCGAAAGACUGGCCAGUGCUUGUUUCAGGGGACACAACUCCCUGAGAACAAAAAAAUGUACUCACAUUUUUUGGAACCAAACAUUUGUUCCUCAAGGUUUAUAGAGAAAUUAAGCAGGGGAAGUUGGACCUUACGUUUUUGAGGACAAAAGCUGACCUCAGUAAGUGGGUUCGUCUUAACUUAUGGUCUCAGUUAUUGACCAUCCCACUCCUCUCUGAUCUCCAUUUUCACAGUAUUGUUUUGUAUUUUAAGUGUUUCUACUGGCAGUAUUUAAAGCUGUGUCUCCUGAAGGUGAGUACUGGGCAGCCUUUCUCUCUCUUUGUGAUUUCAACAACUUUUUGAACUGAUGGUGUUAUACAAAUUACUGAACUUCCAUUUGGCAUUGCUAUAUGGGAAGGAGAAUAUUGUGGUUGUUUCAUCUACUUUAAAUGAUUUAUUUGUGAAGCGUGUCUUGGAAGUUUGGAACAAAUACCAGUAUUGUUAAUCUGCAACUGUAGAUCAGUGCGUAGUAAUAACUUGAAUGCAUGCAGCCUCCACUUUGAUUUCCAUGUAAACUCUGUUAUAUACUGGAAAAAAAAAAAAAUCAUAUUCAGCCUUUAAUGCUAUGAUCGUUCCGUAAAUCUCAUUAACAUUUAUAAAAGAGUGUUUAUGAGGUAUGAAUACCAUAAUCAUUUUAAUUUACUUUGCAUAUGUGAUCAACAGAUCAAUGAAAUGUAGAUUUUGUCACACUGCUUGGCAUAUAAAACUUAUCUUGUACCAUAUUAAAUUCCUUUGUUAGGUACUUAUAUUGGAAAUGCUUUCAUCAGUAAACUCAGUGGAUGGUGGCUAAAGGUAUUGUUGAGUUACUGUCCUUAUAUGUAUGUGAUAAAUGGUUGUAAACAGUUUUCUGUUUAUUUCUGCUAAAAAUUUUGACUGCAAAAUCUACAGUAUUCCUAUUUUAUUUUCAGUAUUAUUUGUAUUAAAACUGGUAAUUGGAAGACAUUCACUUAAAAUAAAAUUCUCUGCCCUUUAAUAGUGAUUGCAAUCUAGAUUGUGAGGGACAAAUUAAAGAAUUAGACAGAAACUUGCCCAGUAAGGUAGCAUCUGUGUUACACAGAAGGUGUACUAUCAGUUCAAAAUGUUUUUCUGUGGUACGGGAAAUUAUUGGUGUAGUAUUAUAAAUAUGGAGCCAAUUUUGAAUAUAGCAGAUCCAUUCUGCUGAACUGAGAUGACAUCCAGAAUAAAACACUCAAAAUUUUGCUUACAUUGUGUAAUGCAAACUUUAAAAACAUCUUUUUUUGUCAGGUGUCUCCUGUGCAAUCUACAGUAAAAUCUCUGACGGGGAAUCUCAAAUUUAAGAAAAUGUUAUUGUGACUGGUAUUUUCUCAAAUUGUAUGGAAAUGAGAGAACGUGUAUGUGUGAAUCAGAUUUGGCAUGUAAAGAAAUAAGGAAAUAAAAACAUUUCUUCAUUUGCAAACUUA